AUGCUUCGCCAACCUUUUGUUCCCGCGCGCAACUCGCAACAUAGAGUCGCCGUGCUGGCGCUCUAUCGAGCGCUUUUGCGGGCAGGGUCCAGUGUUCCUCUGCCCGAGCAUCUUCAUCCCAAGGGACGUAAACAUCCCACUGAAAAUAUCUUGAGGGCGAGGUUUAAAAAGAACAAGCCACUCACCAGCUUGAGGCUUGUCUAUGACUCUAUGACUGCAGGAUACAAGUUCCUUGCUAUACUGACCAAAGGUCAAAGCAAAAGCACAUGGGAGCACUCCGAGAUAGUCCACCAUUUGAAAAGUCGUAACAAAACAGCCGACCUCUCUCGCGCCAUAAUACCAUCCAAUCAAGAUACCCCCCUUUCCAAAGAACGCCGUAAUCCUCCUCUUCUCACUAAAGUCUCUGGCCCCAACCAAAUUCCGGAAUACAAACCAACUGUGCGACCUCUUCCCAAAACCGCAUUCGUGGGCGAGCGCAAGGUGCCUGUGUUUGGCGACACUGCCGAACACCUAUCAUUCAUACGAAUCAAGAAACCCCAACCGCCACCACUCUCUCGAUCGAUAGGAGAUAAGACAGCACUAUUCAGACAAUGUAUUGCUGCCACCAAAACCGUGGACAACAAGCUUGCCCAUGAGGCUACUUCUGAAGAUCUUUGGGAUGGCAUCAUGGAUCGAAUGCUGGAUGGAAAAGACGAUACAGUUGGUGAAAGACAGGAAAAUCCUUUGGAAUCAUUCCGUUUCUCUACUACCUUGUCUAAAGCCUGGUGGGAGCUGAAACUCGCAAAGAUCAAUGAAGAUUGGAUAGCCCGCUCUGCGGCAUUAUCUAAGCUUUUGGGUGAAGAGAGGGCACUGGCCAAGGAAGAAAAGCAGAAUGGCGUACGGUCAACUGAUCCUCAGGUCGCUAAAGAAACACUUGACCAGAUUCUUACAGAGUACCGACAGAAGCAGGCUGAAAUGGAACAAGGGAGGAAAGAGAACCUAGAAGAAGACUUACUCCAAGAUCCUUUCAUGUCUAAGAGAUGGAUGACAACGGUGAAGAAAAUGGAAAGACAAGAGCUUGGACGGGGCCAAGCGAGGCAAAACAAGAUGCUUAAAGAACUUUUUGGUGAAAGGGAAGCAAAGAAGCAUUUCCUAUGA
Fusarium coffeatum is the source of this 1137-nucleotide messenger RNA. RefSeq lists its product as uncharacterized. Bases 1 to 1137 code for a protein of 378 amino acids. NCBI's taxonomy places the organism in Eukaryota, Fungi, Ascomycota, Sordariomycetes, Hypocreales, Nectriaceae. The record is from RefSeq and is a predicted model, not a curated record. The transcript is spliced from 2 exons.